Medioppia subpectinata is the source of this 439-nucleotide messenger RNA. Lineage: Eukaryota; Metazoa; Arthropoda; Arachnida; Sarcoptiformes; Oppiidae. The record is from the annotation of a GenBank genome assembly.
CUUAGACUGGACUAAACUAUUCAAACAGAUAACACUUGGCGUAUAUCUGCUAUCAUUGGUGGGAAUGAUUGCAUUUACAGUCACUCUACACUUCAAAUCUGUUUGGUGUAUGUUUUUGGUUUCGGCAAUUCUCGGCUUCUUUAUGACCGGAUAUCUACCGCUCGGCUUUGAAUUGGCCGCAGAAAUCAGUUACCCUCAGCCCGAAGGCACGUCCGCUGGACUAUUGAACGCAUCCGCACAGAUAUUUGGAGUGAUCUUCACAUUUGGUGGUUCAGCGAUCAUAGACUCGUACAACAGUUUAUCCGCAAACUUAGGUUUUGUGGGCGCUUUAGUCUUGGGAUCCGUACUCACGGUUCUCAUCAAAGCUGACCUCCGAAGACAGUCGGCCGAAAAGAACACAAAUAAUGCAAACAAUGAAACAAAACAAUUGAAUCAAAUU